This is a messenger RNA of Daldinia caldariorum, 2706 nucleotides long. Its product is annotated as muts domain V-domain-containing protein. The record is from RefSeq and is a predicted model, not a curated record. The transcript has 9 exons. Gene Ontology annotation, molecular function: ATP-dependent DNA damage sensor activity; ATP binding; mismatched DNA binding. Gene Ontology annotation, cellular component: nucleus. Bases 1 to 2706 code for a protein of 901 amino acids. Gene Ontology annotation, biological process: mismatch repair; reciprocal meiotic recombination. Lineage: Eukaryota; Fungi; Ascomycota; Sordariomycetes; Xylariales; Hypoxylaceae.
AUGCCGGAAUCCUCAAAUAAUCGAAGGCCUCGAGCCUCUUCGAGUAAAGAAAGCUCCUCUUCUUCGCGACAAAUUACCAUUCCUAAUCAUUCUCUUUCUCGUACGACAUCUUCAACUCCUCACCCGCGUAGUUCGCAGGAAGUUCCCCGUAGACCCAGUACCUCUGCGAGCCAAUUUACGUCUACUUCUUAUAGCGGUAGCCACUCUGCAACAAAUCUGUCCCAUCCGUCAAGGCAACGCCGUCGUACCAGUACAGCGUCAGGGCGUAAAUCCCGCGCAACCUCGUCCGUCUGGGGUUCUGAGUCGCACGAGAUUGUCUGCGCCGUUACUGAGGCGCGAGGCGUAUCUCCAACUGUUGGACUUGCUUUCAUCAAUAUUACCACGAAUGAGGCCAUCCUAAGCCAGAUAUGUGAUUCACAAUUCUAUGUUAAGACUAUUCACAAGAUUCAGAUACAUGAGCCAUCUACGAUAUUGAUCGUCAAUACAGCCUUUCCUCCUAACCCCAAAUCUAGCCUUCUCGCCAUCAUCGAGGAAGAACAUCCGGAUACCUUAGUUGAACCGCUCGACCGCAAGUACUGGUCGGAGAAUGCCGGUUUUGAAUUUAUUCAGACCCUUGCAUUUAAACAAGACUUGGAAGCUAUCAAAGUGGCUGUUGAAGGUAACUUUUACGCUACCUGUUCAUUUGCCGCAGCAGUUAAGUAUAUCGAACUCUCUUGUCGCGUGUCUAUUUCAUCUCACUCCCUUCGGAUCAAGUAUCAGCCGUCAGAAAACACGAUGAUGAUAGAUAUUUCCACUAUCCAUUCUCUCGAACUUAUACAGAACCUUCAGGACGCCAAAUCAAAAGACUGCCUCUUUGGACUCUUGAACGAGACGCUUACUCCCAUGGGCUCGAGAAUGCUUCGAAGCAAUAUACUUCAACCCUCUUGUCAGGUUGACAGUACGCUUAUUCCUCGUUUUGAUGCAGUAGAUGAGCUUACUGUGAAAGAGGAUAUGUUCUUUGAGAUACGAAAAGCCCUUAAAGGAUUUCUAGACGUGGAGAAAUUACUGACUAUGCUUGUAUUCGUGCCUAACCAAUCAUCAAUCCAUGCUUCAGAACAGGCGAUUAACAAUAUCCUUGGAAUAAAGGCUUUCAUUACCGCUGUCCCUUCUCUAUACGAGGCUCUAGGAACGGCACGCACAGAACUACUAACUAGAAUCCGCGAACUAUGCCGCUUGGAGCUUGUUCGACCUAUCAUGGAUCUUAUCGCAGCUACAAUUAAUGAGGAUGCGACAGCGACGAAGUCGCCUCUUGACAUGAGGAAUCAAAGAACAUAUGCAGUCAAAUCUGGAGUGCACGGGCUAUUGGACGUUGCUCGUCAAACUUACAAGGAGGCAACAGAAGAUGUUCAUCGGCAUAUUGAAAAUAUCAAUGAGGAACAUAACCUCACAGCGGAACUGAAGUUUGACCCCAACCGAAAGUAUUGGUUGCAGCUUAGACACAGCGAUUUUGACGAUCGUGCGAUUCCAGAAGUCCUCAUAAACAGGGUCCGAAAGGGAGCUUGGAUUCAAUGCCAAACUCUAACCUUGGUCCAAUUCAACCACCGUAUCACGGACUCCCAUAACGAAGCUAUCAUGCUUAGCGAUAGAGUCAUUCAGGAACUUAUCAAAGCGAUAAGAGCGCACAUACCAAAUCUCUUUCGUAUCUGUGAGAGCAUUGCUCUAUUGGAUAUGAUCGCAUCGUUUGGUCAAUCUACUACUACUCGAGGCUAUGUGCGGCCCGAAAUUGGGAAUACGUUAGCGCUCAAAGGUGCAAGACACCCUAUUUGUGAACGCGUAAACCCUGAACGAUUCGUGCCGAACGAUGUCUUCGCAAACGAACAGCACCGCUUUCAGAUAAUCACUGGCUGUAACAUGAGCGGAAAGAGCACUUAUAUCAGGAUGAUAUCUCUUCUGCAAGUGAUGGCUCAAGUGGGCUGUUUUGUGCCAGCUCAAUAUGCGGCCUUUCCAGUAAUCCAACAAAUUUUCGUGCGAAUGUCCACUGAUGAUAGUAUCGAAGCUAAUAUGUCAACAUUUUCGCUUGAAAUGCGAGAGAUGGCAUUCAUACUAAGGAAUAUCAACAACAGAAGUCUCGUAAUCAUUGAUGAGCUUGGACGCGGAACUAGCACAAGAGAUGGUCUCGCAAUAGCGAUGGCCAUAUCUGAGGCAUUGAUUCAGAGUCAUUCGUUCGCAUGGUUCUCAACUCACUUUCAACAACUCGCGAAAGUACUGGGCAGUCGGCCAGGUGUUUUGAACUUGCAUCUGGCUACCGAAGUGUAUGAGACAGAUAGCGGUAAUCCGAAAAUGACCAUGCUAUAUAAAGUCACCUCAGGGCAGGUUCAGGAAGAUCAUUACGGCUUAAAUCUCGCACGUGCAAUUGGAUUUCCAGAAAGGUUUAUUGAAGUUGCUGAAGAGGUCUCGACGUCGCUCGCAGAGAGUAUCGAAAGAAAGAAGCAAAGUUCGCAAUCCAGAAAACUGCUUCGACGUCGAAAGCUAAUAUUGAAUUUGCAAGACACUCUCCUCCAAAUGCGAGAGUCAGAUAUGGAUGAUGGCGCACUGGGUAGCUAUCUUAGGCUGCUUCAAAAAGAAUUUGUGUCCAGGAUGGACGAGAUUGAACAAGCUGGAGUAAUCGAUGAAGAGGAGUCCCCUAGCUUGCUUGAGACACUGGCGGAACUAAAAGAAGAUAGGUAA